AUGGUGCGAAGUGAGAACGUAAUGAUCCCAGCUUCAGGAGUCGACCUCCGCAUAUCAGCAACAUAUCUGAUUCCCGAGAAUGCACAUCCAAAGCCACCUCUUAUUAUCAUGGGCCUUGGUAUUGGAGCUGUCAAAGCUGCAGGACCACUUCCAUUUGCUGAGAGAUUUGUUGCUGCUGGCUACGCCACUUUGAGGUUCGAUUACCUCUUCUUCGGCGAGAGUGAAGGCAAACCAGCAAACCUCAUGUCGAUUCCGCGCGAGCUGCAGGAUUUCCUGGACGUGGUAGCCUGGGCUCGUCAGCAAGACAAUCAAUGGGACGUAAACCGUCUUAUUGUCUGGGGAACGAGUUUCGGUGGCAUGCACAUCACCGCGUUGAUGGCCGAGGACCACGGCCUUGCUGCUGGAAUCAUGCAGUGUCCCUGUGUGGAUGGUCUUGCGGCAGUCAUGAAGGUGUCUUUGUGGAGGACUCUCCGAAUGCUACCGUUUAUAUUGGGUGACUAG
Penicillium alfredii is the source of this 501-nucleotide messenger RNA. Its product is annotated as alpha/beta hydrolase. The record is from RefSeq and is a predicted model, not a curated record. Lineage: Eukaryota; Fungi; Ascomycota; Eurotiomycetes; Eurotiales; Aspergillaceae. The coding region runs from base 1 to 501 and encodes 166 amino acids. The transcript has a single exon. Gene Ontology annotation, molecular function: hydrolase activity.